AUGCUUCGCUUCUAUCGCACACUCUUCACCGGCGCGGGAUCCGAGACUCCCUGUGAGGCCACACGCCGGGGCCAGAAAUCGCUUGCCGCGAAGGACCAUACUGUCAAGGCCACACUGCACUCCAUCAUCUACGCCGCAUGUUUGCUGCGCUUCACGCUCAGCAGCCGGUCAGCCUGGGACGAGAAGGACUGCGGAUGGGUCAACUCGGCCUUUUCUUAUGCGAUCGUCGGCAUCGCUUCUCGCGCUCCGCACUGGAAAAGCUCCCUUCUGGAGUAUUAUGACUGUGAGGUAUUCUCGCCCAUAUCCGACGCCAGUGAAUACGUCCUCGGGACCGACCCCGACUCAGCUUACGCCAGGAUCAUGGCGUCGCUCGAUGAGAGGUAUUGA
This is a messenger RNA of Epithele typhae, 387 nucleotides long. RefSeq lists its product as uncharacterized. Bases 1 to 387 code for a protein of 128 amino acids. The record is from RefSeq and is a predicted model, not a curated record. NCBI's taxonomy places the organism in Eukaryota, Fungi, Basidiomycota, Agaricomycetes, Polyporales, Epitheliaceae. The transcript has 4 exons.